This is a messenger RNA of Cherax quadricarinatus, 4737 nucleotides long. NCBI's taxonomy places the organism in Eukaryota, Metazoa, Arthropoda, Malacostraca, Decapoda, Parastacidae. The record is from RefSeq and is a predicted model, not a curated record.
GUCAGGAGCGAUCAGAGCGACUUGUCAGCGUCAGCGACGGAGGCUUCAUCGUUGGUAACAGUCAAGGCUGGCUGCUGCAACUUUAACCCCGUGAGUGAGUCUGGCAAGAAGUGGCACCAAGUGCAAAUGAUCAUGCUGCCCUUCAUCCCCAUCGCCGCACUCAUCGUCCAGAAUUGCUGGUUCAUGUCCACCGUCGCCGAACACCAGAGGGAAAUACAAUUCCUCACAUCUCAGGUUCACAGUACGGUGGACCUCGGGAUGCUGCUGACAGCACUACAGCUGGAGCGCGGAGAUGUCGCCUAUUACAUCUUUUCUAACGGCACCAAACACAGAAUGAAUGGAACAACCCAGAAGGAUCAGUUGCCGGGCGACCAGACAAUGCAGGCGAAGGAUGGUCCUGCAAGUGACGACUACACUCCCUCACGUUCAACCACACCGAAGAUCAGGACCAACCUUCGAGACACUUUCCAACGCACUGACCACAUCCUUGAGCAAGUGAACGCUUGGCCCAAUUUCUCCGAUAUCACCACGAAUACUCUCCUCGGAUCUAAGCUCAGGUUUCAGAUCAAACUUGAAGACCUCAGGCAGAAGAUGAACGAGCAUGAGGAUACUGUGGCUGAUAAGAUGGCGUGGUACAACUUCAUCAACUACUGCAUCAUGGAGGCUAUCAUCUCUAACAUCAAGGGCGUUUCAGUGGGGGAAGUGUGGAAAUUGCUGGUGGCGUACAAAGACAUGAUCCGAUCAGUGGAGUAUUUUGGCAUCGCCAUGAUUGAGGGUCUCUUCUACUUUGGAAGCGGCAGCCUAACCCACGAGAGGUUUGUCAACUACAUCACCUAUGACAUCCUAGCCUGGAAGUCCCUCAACCAGACCAAGGACUUUGUGCAGCUCAUCCGCGAGAGAGUGGAAGAUUUUAGAUUCCAGUAUGAAGAAUUACAAAAUAUUACAGAGUGGAGUGAGGUGAUAAUGAGGAAUAAGGCGCAGGAAGUGGACCUGAGUGUGGCAGACGAUUACUUCUACAUGAUGGUACGAUUUACAGAUGAACUGCGGGAACUACAGUGGCUCCUCCUUGAUAUGAUCAAGAUGUACAUGAAGAAAGAAACUCGAGGCGCUGACACACAAGUAACCAUCUCCAUCAUUGUUCUGGUGGUAGUGGUAGUCAUCUCUCCCAUUAUCAUCUUCCUCGUCCGCCACGCCACCUACACCAUUCAGGUUUUCGCGGCCACACUGACAGCGAAGGGGACGGAGCUACGGCGGGAAAAGCGUCGGUGUGACCGUCUUAUAUAUCAGAUGCUGCCUCAGCCUGUGGCACUGCAGCUCAAGAAGAAACAGUUGGUGCCAGCCGAGAGCUACAAGGAGGUGUCUGUCUACUUCAGUGACAUAGUGGGAUUCACCACACUCUGUUCUGACUCUGAACCCAUGCAGGUGGUGACACUGCUCAGUAAACUGUAUAACAUGUUCGACUCGCGCAUCGAGAGAUUCGACGUGUAUAAAGUGGAGACUAUCGGUGACGCAUACAUGGUGGUGUCCGGCCUCCCUCACCCCAACGGUCUACGUCACGCGUCUGAGUUGAGCAAUAUGGCGCUGGACCUAAUAGAAGGAGCCCAGAGCUUCGAGAUCCCUCACCGCCCUGACCAGUCGCUCCUCAUCCGCGCAGGAAUUAACUCUGGCCCCUGUGUUGCGGGUGUGGUGGGCACCAAGAUGCCUCGAUAUUGUCUCUUCGGCGACACCGUCAACGUCGCCAGCAGGAUGGAGAGCACCGGGGAAGCCAUGAAAAUACACAUCUCCCAGACAACCAAGGAGCUCCUCGACAAGGUCGGUGGCUACACCUGUGAGUUCCGCGGCUACCAGGAGGUCAAGGGCAAGGGGUCCAUGCCAACAUUCUGGCUGCUAAGAGGACCUUCCGACCACUCCAAGGAUUUUAAAAUCCCUAUCGGCAGACUCUGAAGCCUUACAUAUAUACCUGUAUGCCCUUCCGUAUCACACCUGUCCAGCCAGGUGUCCACAAAUGAUCCAGUCAUCAGCGUACGCAGGUAACCCAGCCAGCAAUGUACAUCGAUGUACCCAGUCAGGUGCAAACAGAUGGUCCAUUCAACAGUGUCCAGUGUAAAGAGAUGGUCCGUUAAGAGUGUCCAUUGUAAACAGGCGAUUCAUUCAAGAGUGUCCAAUGUAAACAGACUGUCAAUUCAACAGUGUCCAUAAUAUAAGUAGACGAUCCAGUCGUGUCCACAGAUGGACCUGCGAACUGUACAUACAGAUGUUUCAGACAACAGUGUACACAGAUGGUUCAGUCAGCAAUGUUUCCAAGUGUUCCAGACAGGUGGUCCAGAUGAUAUUCCAUGGAUGUGUUACUGUUGGUAAUGUCUAAAAGAGUUCCAGUCAACAUAAGUCACAAGUGUUCGAGUCGACAAGAUCCACAAGUAUUACUGUCAACAAGAUGCAAAAGUGUUCUAAAUAGCAGUGUUCACUAGUAUUACAGUUAUCAGUGUCCACGAAUGUUCUAUUUAUUAGCAUCCACGAGUGUUCCAGAAAUAAACAGUGUUGACAAAAAUUCCAGCGAGCAACGUCCACAAGUAUUUCAGCCUGCUCUUUGAGAAGCAUUAACCUCCACUGAUGUUUAAUGUUGUAUGACAUCAAAGUAGAAUCCUCACAACUUGACAUUUAAGAAGCACAAAUGUAAGUGUAACGCUAUAGUUUCGAACCUAUGAACACCAACAAGGAAGCUAAGGGUGUUCAGACCCAGCAAUAGCGCCAGGUCCGAUUAGUACAAGGCUUGAAGGUCUUAUGCGUAUAACCUCACCAGUAUUAUUAUCUAUUGGUUUGCGUUUUGGCUUCGGUAUAUUGUUAAUCUUUGUAUAAAGAACUCUGUAACUGCUUCUGUUUUCAACGUAUAAGUGAAGCCUCGUUUAAUACUCGAUUCAUGCACUCAGAAAUUCGAUCCCAGCUGUUACAGCCAUUAAAAGAUUUACCUUUGUAGCAUGAUACAGCUAGAACUAGAAUAUUAUUGUUUUUUCACACUAUGCCUCGCAUUCAGGUUCCUAGAAAGCAUUUUCUGGUUACCUUCUUAGGAGUGUAAUGUGUGUAAACAGUGUGCAGGUAACUUCAAUAUCUUUUACCUUACGAAGUUUUUUGUUUAGUUUCUCUGAUAGAUUUAUUUUUGCACAACAAACCCAUCAUGUGAGCGUCAAUCAAACAACUGCAGAGGCACGUAAUAGGUCCAAGAACUGGGGAAUCCUAACAUUCUGCUGGAUAAACGGUAAUGAACAGUUUGUGAGAAUAAGACUCAGUUACAACAGUAAUGAGCUGCUUACAAUCUUUUUUUUUUUUUUUGUCUCUUACAUGAAAAUGGAUGACUAUUUUUAAGCACAGUUUAGUAAGGAUUUUUUAUUUUGUACAUCCUGCCGUCCUCUGCUGUUACCACAUCAAAUCAAACUUCCUUUUUAUGCUGAAUUUCUCAUCAUAAAUCUUAAGUUUGCCUUAGAGUUGGCAAAAUUUUGAUGACUAUGACCUCAUUGAUUUGUUUCUACAGAAAAAAGUUGUAGAAAUCAAGAGUUUUUAAAUUAUUGUUUAGCAGUAUAUGAUUUUCCUUUUAAUCAAAACAAGCAAGACUUGAUUUUUAAGUAACCUGAAGAACGUGACUUAUUUUUUUUUUUUUUAGCUCUUGAUAGAAGAUACGAGAACUAAUAGUAACAAGUAGAUAAGUUAGACUUUUAAAGGUGUAGAAAACAUAUUGAGUUGAAGUCAGGUAUGUUUUGUAUAUCCGAAGAAUGCACACAUUGCACUCUGAAAAACUCCAGUUUAAUUAUUUAUAAUGAAUAGUGUAAGUAGCAGUCUUUAGUAAUACUAGUAAAUAGAAAUGGUAACCUGUACCUUACCUGUGAUCUGUUUCGAAAGUUCUGUCUCCUCAGCAUUGUCUGAGACAAGUCGUCCCUGUUGACCUGUUCAACCGGGAUCUUUGAGCUAGCGGCUCGCAGGCCCACUUAGCCCUCACAACCGGUUGAUUCGGCACUUGUAGCAGGAAACUGUCCAGCUUCUGCCGGCAACUUUUUUCAUAUUUGCUGGUAGUAUGUUGGAGAGUCUUGGGCUACGAACGAUGACGGAGUGUUCUCUUACUGUGCCCAUGAUCCUUCCUGUUCUUCACUGAGUUUACUCCACUCAGUAAAUUGUUAUUGCAGUGUGCAGGAUAGAGACCAGUAGUAAUAUUAGUAUUAUUAGGUACUAUAAUAGGUAGCAAUGAUAAUUAGUGUUCUUUACUUAGUAUCGUAUAAGUUGCAGUAAGUACCUCAGUAAAAUUAGCAAGUAAAAUCAGUUUUAUUUCGCUUUUCUGAAACAGUUACUCUCACUGUUCUAAUACAUCCACGUCAUUCUCAGGUGCACAUCAGUCGCAUAAACUCAGCACAACUAAUAAUGUUUUUAACUUGCAGUAUAAAUUAGCUGCAAUAAAUAUUUCAGAAUAGUCAUGUGGGCCUAGUGUGGGUAAGGAGGCCGUAUCAUCCUCAAAAUACACCUUUUGUCUUAAAAUGCAUCAGCUUCUGAACGAUCAAAAGUAUGGGAAACGCUAAAUAUUUUAGGUGAAGCUUCCAUGAUGUAACUAAGUUAGGUAAGGUUUGUCAGGAAACAGGAGAAUUGGUCCCUGAUGCGGGUCCUAGUCAUAUGAUGACCCACAGCUUGAGCUUUUGGUCAUCUGAGCGAGGCCUUUCGCUGGCUUACCUGUCCACCCCUUUAAAAAUUAUGGUUAGA